AUGGAUGCAGAAUUUUCUAAGCUCCUACUUCAUGCAGAAGUUCGUUGGCUGUCUUGUGGCAAAGUGUUGAACAGAUUUCUAACACUAAGAGAAGAAGUGUGUGUAUUUCUGACAGAAGAAGAAGACGAAAGGGCUGUCAAGCUCCAGGACAACUACUGGAUUGCCAGAUUAUCAUACAUGGCUUCUAUCUUUGAGAAACUGAAUCAAUUAAACCUAUCCCUUCAAGGCUUUGGUGGGGAUAUUUUUGAUGUCACUGGCAAGAUUGAAGCUUUCAAGUUAAAGAUUGGGUUAUGGAAAAGAAAAGUUGAAACUAAGGACUUCGGUAGUUUCUCCUUCCUUGAUCAGUUCUUGAAAGAGUGCAACUGGGAAGUGCUAUCUCCUUCGCUGGAAGAAAAUAUUAAGGAUUUUGUUAUUUUUCAUCUGGACAGUCUGGAAAAGAAGUUUAGUAUCUAUUUCCCUGAUCAAGAGGCAAGAGCACUCGAAGAAUGUAUGUGGAUUGUGAACCCCUUUGUCUCAGCUAAUACCAGAUUAGCCAAUCUGGAAUCAUUGACACCUACUUUGCUAGAACUGUCCACUGAUUUUGCACAGAAGUCAUCAUUCCAUGAAUUCUCCUACUAUGGAGAUUUCUGGUGCUCACUUUUAGGAAUUCCAGAGUACCAAGAACUUGCACGAAUGGCCAUGACUUAUCUAGUGCGGAUGCCAACAACAUAUCUGGCAGAGAAAGGCUUCUCUAAUCUGGUGGAUAUUAAAACAAAAAAGCGAAACCAGUUACAAGAUGUGGAUUCUCUGAUGAGGGGGGCACUGGAAAGUGAAAUAAAACCUCGCUUUGAAAAGAUUGUUGGAACAAUGCAGCAGCAACCCAGCCACUGA
Portunus trituberculatus (swimming crab) is the source of this 870-nucleotide messenger RNA. Its product is annotated as protein FAM200A-like. The record is from RefSeq and is a predicted model, not a curated record. The coding region runs from base 1 to 870 and encodes 289 amino acids. NCBI's taxonomy places the organism in Eukaryota, Metazoa, Arthropoda, Malacostraca, Decapoda, Portunidae. The transcript has a single exon.